Messenger RNA from Suillus bovinus, 1952 nucleotides. RefSeq lists its product as uncharacterized. The coding region runs from base 162 to 1661 and encodes 499 amino acids. The transcript has a single exon. NCBI's taxonomy places the organism in Eukaryota, Fungi, Basidiomycota, Agaricomycetes, Boletales, Suillaceae. The record is from RefSeq and is a predicted model, not a curated record.
GGGUUAGCGCUGAACCUUUUAAUAAACGGAAUGCCCUCUCCCCACGUUCAAACAGUUUCGACUGACCGCCAGUUGACUGUCACACUGCCAUCUCGUGCUUGAUCCCCUCAAGGUCAGUACAACAAUCCUGAUAUCGUGCACGAUGGCAGACUUUGUUUCAGAUGCCUUCUGUGACGUUGAAUAGUGUGUCAGGCAACUCGUUUGUCAACGUUCGCAAAUUAAAUGCAGGACGCUGUCUGCAUGGAACCUCGACAAUCGCAACAAUCCCGGACGAAUUACUGUCUGCCAUAUUCCAUAUCGCAACGCACGAUUUUCACGACUGUUAUGACGCUAUAUUUCACGCUACCACAAUCUCUCAUGUUUGCCAACGUUGGAGAAACGUAUCUCUUUCGACCUCAUCAUUAUGGACUGUCAUUGUUCUCGCAUUCCCCACUCGCUGCACUCAAUUCUUCCGCACUAUCGACUGGCUUGCGCGUUCUCGCUCUUGCCCUUUGCACCUAUACAUGGAUUUCCGAGAUCCCGCAUGGAAUUGGGACGAAGCGUCACAUUGCUUCGGAUGGAAAAAUAUGGAAAAUGUCAUGCGACUUAUCUUGCCCUAUGUGCACCGGUGGCAGAGGGUUGAACUUCUCACCGACACCUGGGCUCCUAUUUUUACCUUCCUCUCCUAUACUUCCCGCAUAAAAUCAGCUCCUAUGUUACAAGAUAUCCUUCUUUCCCGCUGUAACGCCUUCUUUGCUGCAAAGGGCGAGCUCUUCCGUCCUUCUGCAACCAGACAUCCAGUCUCCUGGUUCGGGGGAGGCUCGGCAUUUCACAGCCUUCGUCGGGUCUCCCUUGCCGGUGUGCACGUGAACUGGGAAAACUCGGGAUUGUCGGGUCUCUUGGAACUCGAAUUCAAAUACCACGCGAGCGAGGUGAUGCCGACAUUGCACGAGUUUUGCGACAUCAUAUCUGCAUGUCCCGAACUCGAGCGAUUAAGCAUCUUGGGAUGGGGUCCUCAGAUAGACGUGAACGUUGCGCCCAAGCAGCGCGCUCUCUACCUUCCACAUUUACGAGAAUUUGCCUUCGGAUUCAUUGAUGUCGAUUAUGCAAUUGAUCUCUUGUCGCUCUUUUACCUCCCCGCCCUCAAAACAUUUUCGCUGGAGGACAUCUCCUCUUCACUAGAUCCAUCGCACCCUUGCGAUUCGUCCCGUCUUUUGGAAUACCUCACAGCAGCCCACUACUCGUGCACAACAUCGUCUCACCUAUUCCCAUGCGCAACGUGCGGGCCAUAUCCCUUAUCUUUACUUCGUUCUUUGGAGCUUCACAGCCUUACAUCGUGCGGCGCUUCUUUGCGUUGCUUUUUGCAGGAAACCGCGACUCUCGACCAUCUCGUACUGUCUGGUCUAGACGAGCCGAACUUGCAAGCGAUAGUUCCAGACCUAAUCACCGCGGCGCUUUGUCCAAGUCUUCUUGACUUGAAAUUCAACGAUACAGACCCGACGAUCGCCGCGUUAUUAGCUUCCCUCUCAGACGGUAUCGUUCGCAAUUCCAAUUCUCCAUCGAUGCGUGUGAUCGUAGCUGCGAAUGUUGCCGAUAAUGAUGACGACGCGACACACGAGCUCGUGCACCUGUUGAGGGCCGCUGGCGUCGAGGCCAUGAUUUUAGGGAAUGCCACUUCUUAGAAGCUUGGCAAGGGAAGCCGCAGCAUCAUUUACCAUUUUCACGCACCGCUCAUCAGUCACUCGUUCUUCCCUUCCCUGCACUGCACGUUUUCCCCUUUAUUACCAGCAAUUUAACGCCCAUUCCCCUGCCUUUGUACGUAUGUAAUCCUCUUCGGCAUUUGUGUAGUGUAUCAAUAUGCCCACGCAUCUCCCUCAUUUCCGUCGAAGUCGCAUGUAGUAAAUCCGUACUAUAGAGCUGAAUCACCUGUAGUGUAUGUAUGUCUUCUGUAAUAAACGCUCGUUUGUCUCGGA